Molecule: messenger RNA, 3501 nt
Organism: Candidozyma haemuli
Lineage: Eukaryota; Fungi; Ascomycota; Pichiomycetes; Serinales; Metschnikowiaceae
Exons: 7
Coding region: 1-3501 (1166 amino acids)
Biological process (GO): phosphatidylinositol dephosphorylation
Cellular component (GO): endoplasmic reticulum membrane; cytoplasm
Molecular function (GO): phosphatidylinositol-3,5-bisphosphate 5-phosphatase activity; phosphatidylinositol-4,5-bisphosphate 5-phosphatase activity
Source: RefSeq, a predicted model, not a curated record
AUGAAACUCGGACAUUUGAUCUUAGGAACGCUCUUUUGUGCACCAGCUGCAUUUUCAGAGGAAAUUUACGAUGAAUCAACGGCCACUGAAUUGAACGAUUUUGAGCUUGAUUACGUUAUUGAAGAAUACAAAGAAGUAGCUCAUGAUUCCGUGGCCGAGAUGAAUCUGGGAGAGCAGAUCAAAUUGCUCUAUACUCUUAGGAAUAAUGAGGAAACAGAUAUCACGAUUGUGGGUGUUGGUGGCUCUUUUAAAAGUCUUUUGACGGGUGACUCAAUCGCAAACCUCACAUCGAGUGCCGUGGGCCCAGUGGUAGUACCACCGGAAGGUUCUUCAUCAAUUGGUCAAAGAAUCACAUUGGAUCUUGAAGCUGGAAACUAUAUCUUGUCGCCUCAAGUUUUUGUCGCUUACAAAGAUGAAUUAAAGGCAAUACAGGCCAGAUCCCAGCUAUUAGUUGUGAAAGACGCUCCUCUUUCUUUGUUAGAUCCCCAACUACUAUUCUUGGAAGUUCUUCUACUUGCUGAGACCUCGGGAAUGCGUCUCUAUUUAAAUGAACGUCCAAGAACCUUCAUCGUACUUGAUGCAAAUUAUUCCCUCAUUUUAAGACAUCCGAAUCCGACGUACAAUAGCCAUAAUCGUGUGAAGCGCCACGCAGUACACAAACAUCACGAUGGCACUAAGAAUAAGGACAGAGGUAAUCCUCACCAUGUUUCCGGAGCAUCUAAUAAAGUCAUAGUUGAGUUUGUCAAGACGGAAUUCCUUGAUCUAUCUUCCUUUAAAGAUAUAACGCCCAGUAGAACGAAACAUAAUAAGACACUAUUGGGCUUCAUAGGUUUACUUUACGUCAAGAGAAAUAUUCACCUUGGGUUUAUCACCCGGUCAACGAGGGUAGCAUCUCCGAGAAUCAAUGAGAAUAUUAAUGUGGUCAAUGAUGUGACAUUCUACUGUUUGAACAAUGAUGAGUUUGACAGCACAAUAAAUCUAAGUGAGGAAGAGCUGAACACUCACAUGCUGAAUGAAGAAACAGAUAUACAUCAUAAGUUCCCGUCGUUAUCCGUGCAGAAGCUUCUAAGACUGGGUCAUUUCUAUUACCUGGAUGACUUCGAUAUUACCUCAAACCUCCAAGAACGCGGACUCUCCAGAAUAGACAGCAACCGUGUUUCAGCAGAUACUCCCUACUUCAAAAGCUUCAUGUGGAAUACUUACAUGAUAUCAGAAAUAAUUGAUUUUCGGAACGGCUUAAAUCCUAUUGAGAAACAAUCUUUCGAUGCAGCGAGAUUUUUGACCAUAAUAACAAGGGGCUACGCCAAAACAAUAAAUAUCAGCCUCGAUAAUAAUGAGGAGGCGCUUUUGACGCUCAUAUCCAAACAGUCAUGUGUGAAAAAUGGUCCUCUUUUUGGAGACUGGGGAUGUGAUGAUGAUGGUGCCGUAUCUAACUUUGUUGAGAGUGAAGUUGUUAUCUAUUGCGAGAAGUUUUGUUUUGCGUACGUUCUACUUCGAGGAAACGUUCCUAGCUUCUGGGAAUUGCAGAAUUCUUUCAGCAAAAAAUCCAUAAUAUCAAAAAACUCCAAAAAACUUGUUUUGACAAGAUCAUUCGAAGCCGCACAGCACGCCUUCAAUAAGCACUUUGAUUCACUUGGUAAUCAGUAUGGCGAUAUUCAUGUUAUUGAUUGUCUUCUGAGGGACCAAUCAAGCUAUAAAGGCCAGCUUAAGGAUAAUUUUAAAGAGCAUUUGCAGUCAUAUUGGACUUCAACAGGUAAGACUUCUGGGAGAACGUCUGACGAAGAGAAGGAUACAUCGGGCGCAGUAACGAAUUACAAUCUCUCUGCAACUGAUAUGCCUAUCUCCACGUCAUUUAUGAAAAAAAUUGGCUACUCUUUAUCAAACCCAAGCGAGCUUAUUGGUCCACUAUUAGAAUCAAUUGUCAAUUUCGGGGCCCUUUUUUAUGACUUUAGUCAAGAGACAUAUGUUGGAAAGCAACUUGGUAUCUUCAGAGUGAAUUCUUUUGAUUGCCUUGCGAAAGCUAACUUCAUUUCCAAACUAAUAUGCCAAGAGGUAAUUGACUUGGCUUUCAGGGAUAUGAAUAUCCGUGCAGAUGGACAGAUACGUACGCAACAUGCAAAGUUAUGGAAAGAAAACGAUGAUGUGCUAAAAGAGCUCACCCAAAACUAUUUAUCGACUUCUACAAGCAUUCCAACAGGAAGAGGAGCGAAGAGAAGCCUUAAAGCUCAACUCACAAAGAAGUAUCUCAAUGUUGUGGGUGAGGUUAGGCCAAACGAGAUGGCCAUGCGAAAACUCCUUGGUCGGUUGCAGGACCAGGAAGCUGUCAGGAUCUACAACCCUUUGCACCAGUAUAUCAGUGUUGAAAUGAAGAAGAGAUCCAGCGAAUACAGUUACAAGAAAGACAUAAAAGUCUUUGCUUCUACGUUCAAUGUGAAUGGAGAUCAUGACAUAAUAUUCAUUGGUUUGGAAGAAAUCGUUGAACUUACCCCUGGAAAAAUGAUGAACGUUCGUUCAGAGAACCUACUUGCAUGGGAAGCUCAAAUAAAGAGAGUUCUUGAAAGCUCGGACAGUAAAAGAACGAGGUACGUGGCGUUGUGGAGUGGCCAAAUGGGCGGUUUGGCUAUUCUUCUCUUCAUUAAAGCGGAACAUGUGGGCCACAUAACGAAUGUCGAGAGCGCCAUAAGAGACCAUGAUGCAGUUAUAUGGGUUGGGGACUUCAACUAUAGGAUCUCUAUGCUGAAUGAAACAGUUAGAUCGUUGGUCGAAGAAAAGAACUAUGCGAAAUUAUUUGAGUAUGAUCAGCUUAACAAGCAAAUGGCGAAAGGCGAAUCCUUCCCUUUCUACGACGAAAUGGAAAUAACAUUUCCACCAACCUAUAAGUUCGACAACCACACAUACAACUAUGAUACAUCUGAUAAGCAAAGGAUCCCGCAGACGUACAAAUGCUGUGAGGACAUCAUCUUCUCGGACCACCGUCCGGUAUUUGCUACUUUCAAGGCAUCGGUUGUCAUGGUUAAUGAGUCAGUCAAGAAACAGGUUUCUCAUGAGAUCUAUGAGGGUAUAAAAGAGUUAUCGGAGGAUGACGUGCUCAGGUUUGUGGAAGACGUGGCGGAGAAGGAUAUGCCUCCUCCAAGUUCAGAAUCGUCAAAAUGGUGGCUUGAAAGGGGUUUGCCAGCGAAGGCAGUCGUUAAGGAGUUUCUGGAAAACGUGGCAUCUGACGAGGCUAUAAUCAACCCUCGGCUUCCUGUAAACCCGUUUCAAAACACUACAGAACCUGAAGUCAUCAAGCUAAUCUUGUUAUUCCGUUGGACCUUUGCAUUCCUCAACACUGAGGGUGCGGGCAUUGGUGCCGAACAAUCACAGGGCGGAAUCAUGCAGUGCAUUUUGUUCCUGGUCAGAAGUAAGGACUGGCAGAUGUUGAUGGUGAAUAUGAUGCUAGCGUUUAAACGUGGACAAGUUUUUUACAAGCUCUACAAGCUCGUUCAGCGGAGAAGAAGAUGA